AUGAUUAUUUCACCAGAAAAUUUACUUAUCUGUUCUACGGUGGGAGAAGUAUUUGCUAUCAACAAAACAGACGGCACACAGGUAUGGAAUGCCAGGCUCUCGGGUGUAGGAUACGGUGUUGGGGCAUUAUUUGUAUCUGGUAGUAAAGUCUACGUUGGGAUGAAUGGCAAUCUAGUCGCCCUGAAUUUGGCUGAUGGAGCAGAGGUUUGGAGAAACCCGUUAUCGGGAAUGAGAUAUAGCGAAGUAUCAGUACUCGUCGCCAACACCAGCUCAUCUAAAGGUUCUAUCGUUUUAGUAGCUUCUUUCGGAAAAUUAUGUGGAAUAGGAUCAGAAUUAGGAGAGACGCUUUGGAAAAACGAGCUGAAGGGUGGCUGUUAUUACUUACCUUGUCUUAUGUUGGAUUCAUCAGAUCCUGAUGUUGUACUGGUUGGAUGUGGAAAACGAAUAUACAAGAUCAAUUUACUUGAUGGACAAACGAUUUGGAAUCAAAAAAUAUCUUCAAACAUAUUUGGUCCACCCUACGUUACUAUGGCCACUCAUCAAAGUAGUUUGCAGGCCGCAUUUACACAUACAGGAUUCAAUAACAACCCUGUUGCUCAACAUGCUAGAAGAAUGAAAGACGAGAAAGAUUCUCGUGAAUAA
Funneliformis caledonium is the source of this 642-nucleotide messenger RNA. Lineage: Eukaryota; Fungi; Glomeromycota; Glomeromycetes; Glomerales; Glomeraceae. The record is from the annotation of a GenBank genome assembly.